Molecule: messenger RNA, 3959 nt
Organism: Cynocephalus volans (Philippine flying lemur)
Lineage: Eukaryota; Metazoa; Chordata; Mammalia; Dermoptera; Cynocephalidae
Gene: HEYL
Product: hes related family bHLH transcription factor with YRPW motif like
Exons: 5
Coding region: 1-972 (323 amino acids)
Biological process (GO): circulatory system development; regulation of transcription by RNA polymerase II; Notch signaling pathway
Cellular component (GO): nucleus
Molecular function (GO): RNA polymerase II cis-regulatory region sequence-specific DNA binding; DNA-binding transcription factor activity, RNA polymerase II-specific; protein dimerization activity
Source: RefSeq, a predicted model, not a curated record
AUGAAGCGGCCCAGGCAGCCGAGCGGCUCCGACGGCGAGCCCGAAGGACCCAUCGACGUGGGCCACGAGGGCGAGCUGAGCCAGAUGGCCAGGCCGCUGUCCUCCCCCAGCCCCUCGCAGAUGCAAGCCAGGAAGAAACGCAGAGGGAUUAUAGAGAAAAGGCGCCGAGACCGCAUCAACAGCAGCCUUUCUGAAUUGCGGCGCUUGGUCCCCACUGCCUUUGAGAAACAGGGCUCUUCCAAGCUGGAGAAAGCUGAGGUCUUGCAGAUGACGGUGGAUCACUUGAAAAUGCUCCAUGCCACUGGUGGGACAGGAUUCUUUGAUGCCCGAGCCCUGGCAGUUGACUUCCGGAGCAUUGGUUUUCGGGAGUGCCUCACUGAAGUCAUCAGGUACUUGGGGGUCCUGGAAGGGCCCAGCAGCCGUGCGGAUCCUGUCCGGAUUCGCCUUCUCUCCCACCUCAACAGCUACGCAGCUGAGAUGGAGCCUUCGCCCAUGCCUGCCAGCCCCCUGGCUUUCCCUGCCUGGCCCUGGUCCUUCUUCCAAAGCUGUCCAGGGCUGCCGGCCCUGAACAACCAGCUCUCCAUCCUGGGAAGAGUGCCCGGCCCUGUCCUCCCUAGCGCCUCCUCUCCUACUUACCCCAUCCCAGCCCUCCGCAGAGCCCCUGGCCCCAUCCUGCCGGGCCGGAGGAAUUUGUUGCCAAUUCGAGGGGCAUCGUCCAUCCGGAGGACCCGCCCCCUGGAGAGGCCGGCUGCCCCUAUACUCAUGGCUCCCAGCAGCAGAGCUGCCAGAAGCAGCCACCUCGCUCCCCUCCUGCGGUCUUCCUCUCCCACACUCCCUGGUGCUGCGGGGUCCCCUGCUUAUGUGGCUGUUCCCGCCCCCAGCCCAUCUCCCCCAGGGCCUGCUGGGAGGCCUGCAGGAGCCAUGCUCUACCACUCUUGGGUCUCCGAAAUCACUGAAAUCGGGGCUUUCUGAGGUGGCUCCCCCAUGCCUCACCCCACCCCCUACCCCCGCAGGAGUAGGAUGGUUCUUUUUCCAAGAGCUCUAAAAAUGGCACUGCCUUUUCUGCUUUGCUUCCUGGACUGGCUCGUAUAUGAAGGCACCUUGUUCACACAUCAGAGGCCCUCUCCUCCUUCAGCCCAUCUCUCCUCCUCACUGCUCGUCCCUGCUUAUUCACCCAGCUCUCCUGUAGCUGUUCUGAUCACAGAGGCUUGGUCCUAUUGCCCACCUGCACAGAUGAAUCCUGGGACAGCCCCUACAAGCUGUGCCCAGACCCCUCUCCUGCCCAGUACACACAGGGCAACAGGCAUGAACCUUGGGUCUGGGAAUGAAGCUUUACCCAAAAGGGUGCCAGUACCAUGGCCUGAGGCAGGCUGCUUCCGUAGAGCGGUCAGACCCCAGUGAGGAGCAAUGUCUGACUUCCCAGGCCAAGGAGCUGCAAAACAGCAUCUGCCUCACUUCUUGGAGACAGUAACUGGGUAGGGUCUACAAAAAGGCCCCCUGGGAACCCCGUCUACCCCUGCCUACCUGCCUCUGGGCCACUACAUCAACAGGACAGAACUGUUCUCCACGACUGCCAAGGCCUGGAGAUGGGGGGCUAAGUAGGCCCUGCUCUCACCCUCCCCCCCAGCUGCAGACACUGUCCUCCAGCUGACUAACAGUUCCCUGCACACAGUUGGCCUGACAAGCCCAGCUGGAAGGUUUCUGGGCAGCAGCAAAACUCUGAUAGGGUGUCCUCCACACCAGGCCUCGGACAGCUCUCCCAGACAGGAGCCAGGCUUGAGUGACAGAGAACUGGCUCCCUGCCUCUGACGGUCACCAUCCUCUCAGCGUGCGGUCCUUCCCUGUUGGGUGCACAGUGUGGAGGGGCCAUGCCCCACGUGACGGCACCCAGAGAGGAAUCCUCUUGGGAUUCAGCACCAGACGUCUGGUGCUGCCUGGUUUGCAUCCGGCUCACAGAGCCCAGACUGCUGGAACAGCCAAGAGCUGUCAGGCUGGACAAAAAUAACUGCGAUGAGGGGCAAGAGGAAGGACACUCAGGGGCAGCUUGGCCCUUCAAGGUCACACAGUGGGUCAAGAGCCUGAGAUUCUGCUCACCCAGGAUUCCACACAGCUGGCUCUGCUCAGAGGCCAUUUCAUUACCCAGCUCCACCCCAGGCCACUUUCCCCCAGCAGAGAGAACAAAUGGCCCAGCAACCUCAUUCCCAGUGGAACAGCAGGGACUGGACUGACAGUCAGCAGGACCAGUGUUGCCAUACCAGUUGAUGAAAUGUAGACACACUUCUGUGCUCAUUAGUAAAUGUUUGUUACCCCCGAGUGUCCCCCACCACCCAGCAUUUCCUCCUAGAACCCCUAUGAUCUGGGUAAUGACUGGCAGACCCCCGGCUGUGAGGUCCUUGAGCUGGCAGUUUAUUGGCACUCAUUCCACACUGGCUAUUAAAUACUUCAGGUGUCACCCCUAGGAAGAUUCAUCCAUUCCCACCCUUUGAUAGAACCAUUCUCCCCAGAGCCUGCAUUGAAGAGACUCCAUGGGCUCAAAAGUGCAGUUUGCAAAGACCCUUGGGGAAAAGGGCCCUUUCAGAGAAGUAGGUAAGAGGACAAAGGUCAUUUGAGUGACCCAGAAAGCUCUUGAAAAGGCAAAGUCCUCGAGGACUGAUGAAGAGGUAAGCAGUUCUUUCACUCCUUAGCAUGAGCUGGUUGGGAGGACACAUUGCUGUCCUCCAGGGCCCGUCGGAGCUGUGCAGCAGCGAGGAGCGAGGGCAUUGUUUCAGAGAGUGGGCCCUGGCAGGGAGUGCACUUGACAGUCACACAGGCUCCCAGGAGUGGGGUGAGGGGAACAGAGGAGGUGACAGAAGGCAAAGACCAACCUCACCUUUCUUACGAAGGGGCACACUCAGGACAGGAAGAACAGUUCCUCCUCCUCCUCGCCCAUUGCUCCCAGGAUAGCAGAUCGGUGCUGGAAUUGUGCAGUUUGGCAGCUUCCUAGCCUGAGGGUCCAACGUGUUCACUCAUAGCGGGGCUGUGGGAAAUGCAUUUCCAUACUGCAGGUACCGAACUCCAGAGGAAUCUGUGGACACCGUUGAAAUGAGUGCAAAUGGCCCAACACUUUCAGCAUCUUAGUGACCUUGGGUUCAUUCUCCCUGAGCAACGGGGUGAAAAGUGACUGUGUGAUUUGUUUCUGUGGCUGAGGAUUUGAAUCUGUUUCUGUUCCCAAGCCUUCCUGGUAGCCCCAACUCCUGCCCUAUUGCAGCGAUUGUUGCAAACAUUCAAUAAAGAUAUUUUAGUUCUUCUGGAAACAUCCAAUAGAUUCUACUUCUUAAAUAUCUCUGGAGUCUGUCCACUUCUGUUUGAAUCCACAGCCACCACCCUGGUCUGGCCACAUCACCUCCUCCAGAUCACUGCCCUGGCCUCCAAAAAGUUUUCCCUCUUGCUUUGUCGGUCAGUCCUUAACAGCAACCAGAGAGAACCUGCAACAUGCAGAUCAUAUUUGUGCCAACUCUGGUUGAAAACCUUCACUCUGUUUCCCUGUCAUUCUGAAGGUAAAAUCCAAGCUCUUCCUCUCUUGGUCCCAACCUCGCUUCCAGCCUCAUUUCUUGCCAGUCCCAAACUUGCUCCCUGUGUUUGUGCUACCCUGGCCUUCCUUCAUUCCCUCAAAAUUCCAACCUCAUUCCCACUUCCAGGUCUUUGCAUAUGCUUUUCCUUUUGCCCAGAAUGCUCUUCCCUUACCCUUUGCAUGGCUGAGUUCUUCAGACCCUAAUGCCUUGACUUAAAUGUCACCUCCUCAGAGAGGCCUUCCCUGACUACUGUCCUUGCAUAGUUACUUUAUCUCAGAGACCCAUAUUCUUUCCCUUGGCAAAUGAGGAAUUUGCCAUUGUGAAUCCAUUGUUUCCUUCCUUGUUGGUCAGCUGUCUCCUCCACUAGAAUGUAAGCUCUGUGAGGCCAGGGACCAUGCCUCAUUUUCC